AUGAAUGUCAAUUUCGAGACCAAGGAGAUCAGUGUCAAUGGAAGUAGCCACUACAUCCUAUUGCAAACCAACGAUGAAGAACCCAGUGCACUAGUGGCUUUGACUAAUGUACUAUUGUUAUCUCCAAGUUUAUCUAGUUUUGCACGAAAUCUAAUCAAUCUCGUCGGUAGCAAACGUUCUGUUGCGAUGUAUGAACUUGUUGAGACUCUGGCUAACAUCGGUAUUCAAAACCCCAAUGGUAUUAACACCAAUAUAAACCAAUUGUUACAAAUCCUACCUCAGUUACAGAAUGGACUGAUGGUUAACCCUGAAUUUAACGGAUCCUUCGAAGACAGCGUUGAGAUUUCAAUAUUUAGAUUGUACAGUACCGGUAUAGUCCAUGGUUGGAUCUUCGAUAGUGCAAGAGAUCCAGUAGCUUCUGAACAUGUCUCGAAAUAUUCGUAUCAGGAGGCACAAAGAAUUAUAGUCCAAUCCUACGACUUGAUGAAACUAGAACAACAGCAACGAUUGGAUGCGGAACAACGUGAAAUUGUUGAAGAUGCCACAUAUUUGAAAUCAUUUUUGGCUAGGUCUGCAUCUCAGUUCACAGAGUAUGGUCUUGAACAUCUAAAGGAAUUGUUAGUGGAAAGAUCGUUUGCCGUCCUAUACAGAAAUGAGCAUUUCUAUACAUUAUACAAGAACAACGGUGAAUUAUAUACUUUGGUGAGUGAUUAUGCUCAUAAAUUAAACAGUGAUGUGGUGUGGAAGUCGUUGAAGUCAGUAAACGGUAGUCAGGAUACAUAUCAAACAGGUUCAUUUAUUCCAGCCACAGCAAGUAACGUUACUAGUGCACAGAAUUUAACUGCAGAAGUUUCAAACCCAUUCGGUGAUGAUGAUCAUCCAAAUGAUGGCACCGCCUACGAUGGUGGUAUGUCACAUUUACCUCAAUCUAGUGCUCCACCAGCGGGGCAAAUGGAAGAUGAUGAAGAGCUAGCAAGAAUGUUACAAGAGGAAGAAGAUAGAGUUGCUGCGGAUCGUAUGCAAGGAAUUGCUUUGAUGCAGGCAAGCCAUCAACAACAACAAAAGAAGACAGAACAAAAGAAGUCUAAACGUAAGAGCUUCUUCUUAGGUGGGAAGAAGAAUAAAAACAGUAAUGAGAACGUCGAAAAUAGUACUUUGGAAGGAGGGAAUAUCAAUAAUGCUAUUCGUGAGAAUAAGAAACACAAGAAAAAGAAGAGUUGUAUCAUUAUGUAG
Messenger RNA from Maudiozyma barnettii, 1233 nucleotides. RefSeq names its product Miy3p (gene MIY3). Gene Ontology annotation, cellular component: cytosol; cell periphery. Gene Ontology annotation, biological process: protein K48-linked deubiquitination. Lineage: Eukaryota; Fungi; Ascomycota; Saccharomycetes; Saccharomycetales; Saccharomycetaceae. The coding region runs from base 1 to 1233 and encodes 410 amino acids. The record is from RefSeq and is a predicted model, not a curated record. Gene Ontology annotation, molecular function: cysteine-type deubiquitinase activity; cysteine-type carboxypeptidase activity; K48-linked deubiquitinase activity. The transcript has a single exon.